Molecule: messenger RNA, 1476 nt
Organism: Vigna radiata var. radiata (mung bean)
Lineage: Eukaryota; Viridiplantae; Streptophyta; Magnoliopsida; Fabales; Fabaceae
Product: protein FAR-RED IMPAIRED RESPONSE 1-like
Exons: 3
Coding region: 1-1476 (491 amino acids)
Source: RefSeq, a predicted model, not a curated record
AUGGAUGGUGAAAGCGUUGACGAUUUUAAUACNGGAGAUGAGGGUUUUUCAGACAUCGUUCCUAGUGUGAACAUGUGUUUUGACAGUAUGGAGGAUGCCAAGAAAUUUUAUUGUGAUUAUGGAAAAAGAUGUGGUUUUGGUGUUCGAACAAGAACUUCAAAGAAGAACAACAAAAACGAAGUUUAUUACUUGAGAUUAGUUUGUUCAAGGGAAGGUAGAUAUGUUUCUAACAUUCGUCCUGAAGUCAAAACUCUACCUAGUCAAACAAAUCAAUGUCCUGCAGGAAUCACAUUUGCUAGAAAAGAUGAGAAAUGGGUUGUUAGGACUAUUGUUGUAGAGCACAGUCAUGAGCUUUGUCCACAAACCUCCAAUCUAAUUCGUGGCAAUAGAAAAUUGAACAUGCACGCCAAACACACGUUGGAAGUUAACGAUGACGCGGGUGUACGUAUAAACAAGAGUUUUCUUAGCAUGGUGAGUGACGCUGGUGGAUAUGAAAAUAUGGAAUUUAUGGAGAAAGAUGCUAGAAACUUCAUCGGUCAACAUAGAAGGUCAGUUUGUAAGGACGGAGAUGGUCAGACGCUACUACGUCACUUUUCAAAAAUGAGAGACCUGAAUAACGAUUUCUUCUACGAACUAGAAAUGGAUGAAGGAAAUAGAAUUACUAGUGUAUUUUGGGCGGAUGCUAAAAGCCGAGCUGCUUGUGAAGAAUUUGGUGAUGUGGUUUCUUUCGAUACGACUUAUCUAACAAACAAAUAUGACAUGCCAUUUGCUCCAUUUGUGGGAGUAAACCAUCAUGGACAAUCCAUCCUACUUGGUUGGGGAUUACUUUCAUCAGAGGACACUACCUCAUUUGUCUGGUUAUUCCAGACUUGGUUAAGAUGUAUGGCCAACAAGGCACCAGACAGUAUAGUCACAGACCAGUGUAGAGCAAUGGCUAAUGCAAUUAAAGAAGAACCCAAAAUGCAGAGAUACCAAACGUUGUGUAAGCGGUUCUAUGACAUAGCUGAGGCUGUUUGUGAAUCUCAAUCAGCAUCUAAUGAAUUGGAAAAAGAAUUGAAUUCUCUUCGUAAAAAGUUUGGAGUCAAUACACAAUUACAAAAUAACAUAGUAAGUGAGGAAGGACAACUGAGGUAUGAAAAUCCACUCAACGGUACUCCAUCGAACACCGCAUGUGGAAGUAGUGAUGUACUUGUUCGCAGUCCAAAAACGGUGAAGCGUAAAGGCCGACCAAGAACUAACAGAUUGAAGUCAUGUGUAGAAACACUAAGCAGAAAAAGGAAAACCACUUCAAGGAAGCAUGCCUCAACAACAACGCAUGAACAAAAUGAAACAACUACGUCUAAUCUGACACAAUCCGAAGAGGUACUGCGUUAUUCAAACGAAACGCAACAAGUUUCACCACUAUCUGAAAUGCCUCCACUUGGCUUCAUGUCAUUGUUAUCAGCUGUUCAUAAUAAUUUUGAUAACCCACUUUGA